GAAUUAAUAUUUUGUAUGUAUUUAUUGACUAAUCUUUGAUUAUAUUUAGUUUUAUGAAGAGUUUAAUUGAAUGUGUAUUUCAUUGAAUUGUAUAUAAGUUUUAAUUUAUUUAUGUUAUGUUAUAUUUGAAUGAAUAUAUUGUGUGUAGUCUUUGCCAUUAGCAGACAUCACUUAAGAGGACAAUUAGAUCCACAGAUCACUGAACACAGCCAUUGCUCUAUCGUUGCAGAUAUUUUCACCACUCGUGAGGACACAGAAAAUGUAUGACCAGAACAGUGAUAGUCAUGUCAUAAACGGUUUGCUUCACUCGGAAAGAGUGGCAAUCCUUGACUGCGGAGCACAAUAUGGGAAGUGUAUUGACCGAAGAGUACGCGAACUCAGCGUCGAGUCACAGAUACUUCCGCUCAACACUUCCGCACAAAAGCUCCUCUCAGAUGGAUAUAAAGCCAUCAUUAUAUCUGGAGGUCCGGGCAGUGUCUACGCCACCGAUGCCCUGCCAUACGAUCCCGAGAUCUUCAAGAUAGGUCUACCAGUUCUGGGCAUCUGUUAUGGGAUGCAAAUGCUUAACAAAGAGUUCGGAGGAACUGUUCAGAGGAAAGACAACCGUGAAGACGGACAGUUCACUAUCAGUGUAGACACCACUUCACCCCUCUUCAGUGCCGCUAAGACACUUAGUCCAGCGCCUACCCAAAUUUUGGUAACCCUUCAGCUCAGAAUAACAGCCAAUCAACACUACUUGCCGAUCGCCAACGAGAAGCUGAGGUUAUAUGGAAUGCAAUUCCAUCCCGAAGUAGAUCUGACGACAAAUGGCAAACAAAUGCUGAAGAAUUUCUUAAUAGACAUCUCAGGAUUGAGCGGCACUUUCACGAUGGCUUCGCGUGAGAUGGAGUGCAUUGAAUACGUGCGCAAAGCUGUCGGCAACAACAAAGUCUUAAUGUUUGUGAGCGGAGGUGUGGACUCAACCGUUUGCGCGGCAUUACUACGUAAGGCAUUGAAGGAGGAACAGGUGGUCGCUGUUCACAUCGACAACGGCUUUAUGCGGAAGAAUGAGAGCGAAGCCGUUGAAAAGUCACUGAAAAGUAUUGGACUCAAACUCCAA
Molecule: messenger RNA, 1099 nt
Organism: Oppiella nova
Lineage: Eukaryota; Metazoa; Arthropoda; Arachnida; Sarcoptiformes; Oppiidae
Source: the annotation of a GenBank genome assembly